Vanessa tameamea is the source of this 2394-nucleotide messenger RNA. Its product is annotated as ATP-dependent RNA helicase DDX54. Gene Ontology annotation, molecular function: RNA helicase activity; ATP binding; RNA binding. The coding region runs from base 90 to 2354 and encodes 754 amino acids. The record is from RefSeq and is a predicted model, not a curated record. The transcript has 13 exons. Lineage: Eukaryota; Metazoa; Arthropoda; Insecta; Lepidoptera; Nymphalidae. Gene Ontology annotation, cellular component: nucleus.
AAACACACUGAGUGCACACUGCACGUGUAUUUUAAGUAUAAUUUAUACUAAUGAUAUUUUCUCGAUAAUCAUAUUAAGAAUUAUACAUCAUGAUUCAAACUCCAAAACUUGGGGAUGAACUCCCAGGUUUUGAAGUACCUAUAAAUGAAGAUUCUGAGAAAAGCUCAGUGUCUAACAAAAAGCAAAAAAAGAGUUCUGGAGGUUUUCAGUCAAUGGGUCUGAAUUUUCUAGUACUCAAAGGUAUAACUAAAAGAGGAUAUAAGCAACCGACACCUAUCCAGCGAAAGACAAUUCCUAUAGCACUAGAUAACAAAGAUGUAGUGGCAAUGGCCCGCACUGGAUCUGGUAAAACUGCCUGUUUUGUCUUACCAAUUCUCGAAAAACUUAUGGCUCCUGUACAUAAAUCUCCUCAGGGAAAAAAUUUAAGAGCUCUUGUUCUUUCUCCUACGAGAGAAUUAGCUUUGCAGACAUUAAGAUUCAUGCGGGAACUAGGCAAGUUCACGGGACUCACUUCAGCAGCUAUUCUUGGUGGUGAAUCUAUUGAACAACAAUUUGGAGUAAUGUCGGGUGCUGCUCCUGACAUUGUUGUUGCUACACCGGGUCGUUUUUUACAUAUAUGUAUAGAGAUGAACCUCAAAUUGGAUAACAUAAAAAUUGUUGUAUUUGAUGAAGCAGAUAGAUUAUUUGAGCUUGGAUUUGGAGAACAAUUACAAGAAAUAGUUGCACGACUGCCAACCAAUCGUCAAACUCUUCUAUUUUCUGCAACACUACCUAAAAUGUUAGUGGAAUUUGCUCGUGCUGGUCUCAGUGAUCCUGUCCUAAUCCGAUUAGAUGUUGAUUGGAAAUUACCUUCAACAUUAUGGCUCGGCUGGAUAUAUGUUAGAUCUGAAUUGAAAACAGCAGCCUUGUUAAUGUUAUUAGAUAGAGUUAUAACUCCUACCACCCCACAAGCUGUAGUUUUUGCAGCAACUAAACAUCAUGUGGAAUACUUGUAUUUGAUACUUCAACAAGCUGGCUUCUCAUCAACAUAUGCCUAUUCUGGUCUGGAUGCUUCAGCCCGAAAGAUUGCUCUUGGAAAAUUUAUGAAUAAAAAAUGCUCUGUUCUUUUGGUAACUGAUGUUGCUGCAAGAGGAUUGGAUUUGCCAUCAUUAGAUACAGUCAUCAAUUACAACUUUCCUGCAAAACCAAAGCUUUUUGUCCAUAGAGUUGGUCGCAGUGCACGCGCGGGGCGCGCGGGCCGUGCGCUGUCGCUGGUGUCUGCCGAAGACGUGGCGCACUUACUCGAUUUGCACCUCUUCCUUGGCACGCAACUCAUUUCUCCAGAUGAGAUAACAGAAUGUGGAGACGAGUGUCCUAGCGGCGUGUGGGGAAGCUUACCCAUCAGCGCGCUGGAACUCAGGCACCAGGAUGUCAUGACCUGGGAGAAGAACAUCUCAGAGAUUGAGGAGGCGAGUCGCGUGUGCGGGCGCGGCUGGCAGCAGUACGUGCGCUGGCGGGAGGCCGCGUCGGCGGAGGCCAACCGCAGAGCCAAGGCCACGCCGCCGCCCGCGCGCCCGCACCCCUUCCUGCGCGACCGCCACGAGCGCGUCGGCGCCGACCUCGCCGAGCAGAUCCGAAACUACACGCCGAAAGGAACAAUUCUUGAGCUGACGGGAAAACAGGAUUCACCGAUGUACCUCGCCAUGAAAGCAAAGCGACGCGUGCACGGAAAAACUAUUCAGAAAACAAGGGAAAAUAAAAAUCAACAGGGAGAUGGAAUAUUAGAAGACAAUAUCAACACGAAUGCCAAUAACGGUAACGAUAUUCACAAAGCGGCAGGUGUAAAGAAAAAGAAAAAGAUCGUACAACGCGAUGAAAACUAUAUACCUCAUUUUGCUAGCGACCAACAUACAGAGGCCGGCAUGGCGGUGAACUUCGCGUCGAGCGCGUCGUCGGCGGAGCUGGAGCUGCGCGGGGACAGCGAGGUCGGCCUGCGCCAGCGCCGCGCGCAGCUGCGCUGGGACCGGAAGCGCAAGCGCAUGGUGCACGUUGACCCCGACGGCGGUCGCAAGAUGAUUCGUACGGAGAGCGGAGGGCGCGUGCCGGCGUCGUUCCGCAGCGGCCGGUACGACGCGUGGCGCGCGCGCAACGCCACCGACGACCACGACGACGAGCACGACGGCCAACGCCCGAAAUCAGUGUCAGAAUUCCGACCGCGCUGGGUAAAACACAACGAACGUGUGGCUAAGAAGAAAUCGGAGGCAUCUUCGAAAGAAUUCCGCGAUAAACAGCAGAUUGUGAAGGAGCGCUUGCGUAAAGAUAAAAUUAAGCAAAAGCUUAAACAUAAAAAGGGUCUUAAGAAGAAAAAGAAGUAAACAUAGUAAGAUUUUCCUAUUAAAGUUAUAUUAUAUAUUU